Urocitellus parryii (Arctic ground squirrel) is the source of this 954-nucleotide messenger RNA. RefSeq names its product olfactory receptor 8B8-like. Gene Ontology annotation, molecular function: olfactory receptor activity; G protein-coupled receptor activity. The record is from RefSeq and is a predicted model, not a curated record. Gene Ontology annotation, cellular component: membrane. Gene Ontology annotation, biological process: G protein-coupled receptor signaling pathway. Lineage: Eukaryota; Metazoa; Chordata; Mammalia; Rodentia; Sciuridae.
AUGAAAGUAGUGAGGAGAAUGGACAUUGGAAACAGUUCCUUGGUCACUGAGUUUAUCCUGGUGGGUUUAACAGAAUAUUCAGGGAUCCAGCUGCCCCUUUUCUUUAUCUUCUUGGGAAUCUAUGUGGUCACAGUGGCAGGAAACCUGGGCUUGUUUASUCUAAUUGGACUGAAUUCUCACCUUCACACUCCCAUGUACUACUUCCUCUUCAAUCUAUCCUGUAUUGAUCUCUGUUACUCUUCUGUCAUUACCCCAAAGCUGUUGGUAAACUUCGUGUCAGAAAGGAACACCAUCUCCUAUGCAGGAUGCAUGACUCAGCUCUUUUUCUACUGCUUCUUCGUCAGUGCAGAGUGCUAUGUGUUGACGGCCAUGGCCUAUGAUSGCUACGUGGCCAUCUGUAAACCCCUUCUGUACAUGGUUACCAUGUCCCCUCAGUUCUGCACUCAACUGGCUGUGGUCAUAUAUGUGGGAGCCUUCAUAGGUGCUUGGGCCCACACAGGGUGCAUGCUGAGGUUGACCUUCUGUAAGGCCAACACCAUCAACCACUAUAUGUGUGAGAUCUUUCCCCUCCUGGAGCUCUCCUGCACCAGCACUCACAUCAAUGAACUGGUGGUGUUUAUUGUUGUGGGCUUUGAUGUUGCUGUGCCCACUGUCACCAUCGCUGUCUCUUACACAUUCAUCCUCACCAGCAUUCUUCGCAUUCGUUCCACUGAAGGAAGAUCCAAGGCCUUCAGCACUUGUAGUUCUCAUAUAAUUGUGGUGUCUGUUUUCUUUGGGUCAGGGGCGUUCAUGUACCUCCAUCCUUCUUCUCUUUUGUCCAUGGACCAGGGGAAGGUGUCUACCGUGUUCUACACCAUUGUGGUACCCAUGCUCAAUCCUCUCAUCUACAGCUUCAGGAACAAGGAGGUAAAGGUUGCCGUGAAAAAAACCUUGAGCAGGAAAAUAUUUUCUUGA